GAGCCCCAAUCACAAACACAGCAUACUGUGUAUGUAUAUAACAAGCAUCGCACCGGCCUGCGCUCGCCAUGGUGACUUGUCUAGUGUAUGGGAAAGUCCAGUCCCCGCUCACCUCUCGCUCCAAACUUGAGUUUGAUUAACCUACAAUGGCCUCUGCCCCUAUCGUCUACGACCGUCUCAGCGAGCUCAAGGCGUUCGAUGACACCAAGGCCGGCGUCAAAGGCCUCGUCGACGCCGGCAUCACAGCCAUCCCCCGCAUCUUCCGCCACCCGCCCGACCCCUACACUCCACCAGAUCACCACGCCGACAGCAUCAUCCCUACCAUCGACUUCACUGGCGCCGCGAGGAGGGCCGAGCUGGUCGCCGAGGUCAAGAAGGCCGCCGAGACAGUCGGGUUCUUCCAGGUCAUCAACCACGGGGUGCCCGCGACGGUCAUGUCGGAGAUGCUUGACGGCCUGCGGGCGUUCCAUGAGGAGCCGGCAGAGGCCAAGCGACCGUACUACACGAGGGACAUGGGGAGCCGCGUCAGGUACCACAGCAACUUCGACCUCUUCCAGUCGCCGGCUGCCACCUGGCGCGACACGCUCUACCUCGACAUGGCGCCGAUCGCCCCUGCGCCGGAGGAGAUCCCUCCGGCGUGCAGAGAGGUGGUCUUUGAGUACACAAACCAUGUGCAGAUGCUGGGUGGUUCGCUGCUGGAGCUGAUGUCGGAGGCCCUGGGGCUCCACCGGCGAUACCUGUCGCACGACGCCGGCUGCCUCGACGGGAUCAGCAUCGUCGGCCACUACUACCCGCCGUGCCCAGAGCCGGACCUCACCCUCGGCACCACCAGGCACUCCGACCCCAGCUUCCUGACGGUGCUCCUCCAGGACGGCGUCGUCGGCGGCCUGCAGGUGCUCGUCGGCGGCCGCUGGGUGCCCGUGCCUCCCGUGGCCGGUGCCUUCGUCGUCAACGUAGGUGAUUUCCUCCAGCUCAUGUCCAACGAUAGGUUCAAGAGCGUGGAGCACCGGGUCGUGGCUGUUGGUGCCGCCGGGCCACCGCGGGUAUCAGUGGCCUGCUUCUUCAGGCCGCGUGGCGUGGCGGCAUCGACCAGGGUGUAUGGGCCGAUCGUUAUGGACGCGGCGGCAGGCCCUCGGUCGCCUCCGCGGUACAGGAGCAUCACAGCGGAGGAGUUCAUCAACCAUUAUAUGGACAAGGGCCUCGUCGGCAAGUCUGCACUCGAUCACUUCAGGAUCUGAUAGAUCUCACACGUAUAAUGUCAUAUUGCACCUAGACAAGUUGGCAUUGCGCAGAAUAAGUAUAAUGUUUCUUCUUAAUUUGUCUGGGGAACUACCGAAUAAAAAGUGCGAAAAUGAUGCAAUAAAACUAAAUAUUAUAAUUAAUGAAGACGUUUAUACAUACUAUACA
This is a messenger RNA of Setaria italica (foxtail millet), 1407 nucleotides long. Its product is annotated as 1-aminocyclopropane-1-carboxylate oxidase homolog 1. NCBI's taxonomy places the organism in Eukaryota, Viridiplantae, Streptophyta, Magnoliopsida, Poales, Poaceae. The transcript has 2 exons. The coding region runs from base 147 to 1238 and encodes 363 amino acids. The record is from RefSeq and is a predicted model, not a curated record.